AUGGCUGCCCUCUUGAGUGCAGAUCCGACCAGAUGUUCUGCUCCCCCCAUCGUCUGCGAUAAUGCCACGGCCCAGAAGUGCGGCUCGAAGGCGGCCUCCGACGAACAUUGCGUGGCCAUUUCGGAGAUCUGCUUCUUUGCCAGCGUUUAG
Messenger RNA from Symbiodinium natans, 150 nucleotides. Lineage: Eukaryota; Dinophyceae; Suessiales; Symbiodiniaceae. The record is from the annotation of a GenBank genome assembly.